This is a messenger RNA of Fragaria vesca subsp. vesca, 1094 nucleotides long. Its product is annotated as LOB domain-containing protein 25-like. The record is from RefSeq and is a predicted model, not a curated record. The transcript is spliced from 2 exons. The coding region runs from base 376 to 855 and encodes 159 amino acids. Lineage: Eukaryota; Viridiplantae; Streptophyta; Magnoliopsida; Rosales; Rosaceae.
UCCCUCAAAUUGUAUAGAGCCCUCAUGAUACUCUCUUGUCUUUUGCUUUUUCCAUCCACUGAAAAUGCUCUUUGCCUCUCAUCCGGCCCUUCCCUCUUUCCCCUACUCAUCACUUUAAAUGGCUUUCUUACCUAAUUCUGCCACUGUGCUGUGCAGCCCUUUCUUUCUCCCUCUUUCUCUCUCUUUCUCUCAGUAUCUAUGUCCUGCGUUUCUAGGGUUUAUAGUUUUCUUUGAACUAAUUUCAGAGAUAUAGAUUUACAUAUGUAACAGUAGCAGCCAUAAAUAAUUCUCUCCGCAACUUCAUUUUCUUAGGAGAGUGUUUCAGAGAAGAGAUCUUGUAACAGUUCACUGCACAAUUCAAGAUAUAUAGUAUGCAUGGCUUCGUCUAGUAGUUACUCAUCAUCAUCCUGCAAUUCUCCAUGUGCUGCGUGCAAGUUUUUGAGGAGAAAAUGCAUGCCGGAUUGUGUGUUCGCUCCCUACUUCCCACCGGAGGAGCCGCACAAGUUUGCCAACGUUCACAAGAUAUUUGGGGCAAGCAAUGUUAGUAAGCUUCUCAACGAAGUGCUCCCUCAUCAGAGAGAAGAUGCAGUGAACUCUCUUGCCUACGAGGCCGAGGCAAGAAUCAAAGAUCCGGUGUACGGCUGCGUUGGAGCUAUCUCAGUCCUGCAGAGGCAAGUCCUUCGACUUCAGAAGGAACUCGACGCCACUAAUGCCGAUCUCCUCCGUUAUGCCGGCGCUAGCUGUAACCGUGGAACUGGAAGAGGGUCUCAUCAUGUUGGUCAAAAUCCGGGUUUGUAUAGCUUCUCUUCUCCAUGGAGUACUACUGAUGACCCUUAUGGAGAUCAUAGAAACUAAACCAGAGAUCAUCAGCAGUUCAAGACAAGGAAAUUUGUAUAUCAAUCAUCAGUCAUAUGUUAUGUACGUGUCCAUCUCUAUGAGGAACCAGAAAUAAUGUAACAUUGAUUCACAUAUGCAGGGUUUCUCCAUAUGGUUUCAGUAGCUAAGCCCCUGUAUAAACUCCAUUCUAUGUAUAUUUAUUAUUUGGACUCUUUCUUCUCCCAAUAGUGAAGUUCGAUGAGGUCUUUCUUUAGAGU